CAGGACUCGUGUUUUUCAGAUUCAAGAAGAUGAAUUCAGAAUAUAAAGUAAUGAUUUCAGAAGACAUGUACAGACGGGCGUACGCCGUUAAGGCUGAGCUCAGUAAUCUAAUGCAUGAGAAGUUCGGCUGUGUGAUUGAACUGAAAGGACCAACUCUCUGGGCCGCUUCGUCUCAGUCUGAGCCUCCGUCUGUGUUUUAUCAGAAGAAAAAUGGUGACAUUACAGUCAGCGUCUGGAAGGACGAUAUGACGCAGCAGGUUGUCGAUGCUGUGGUCAAUGCAGCCAAUGAGAGGUUGGAGCAUGCAGGGGGAAUUGCUUUGGCAUUGGCAAGAGCUGGGGGGCCGAGAGUGAAAUCGGAGAGCAGAAGUUUUAUUGAAAAAUAUGGACUAGUAAAAACGGGUUCUGUGGUCGUGACGUCUGGUGGGAAACUUCCCUGUAAACACAUAAUCCAUGCGGUGGGACCCAUGUGGUCUGAAAGGAAUAGAUCUCAGUGUCAAACUGAGCUCAAAGAAGUCAUUAGGAAUGUCUUAUGUCAUAUCCUCAGAGACCCGAACAUCAGAUCCGUGUCCAUUCCCGCUGUGAGCUCAGGGAUCUUCGGCUUCCCUCUGGAUAACUGUGCAGAGAUUAUUGUAAGAACCGUGCAGGAAUUCUGUCAAUGGGACAAAUGCGAUCAUGUAAGAGAGAUACGAUUUGUGAACCACGAUGAUAAAACUGUCUCCGCCAUGCGGCGCGCCUGUGAGAAAGUGUUGGGGCCAAGCGAAACUCUCAAAGGAAACUAUGCUGCAGCUUUGGACCGCCACGGGCCACAUUCUAGCCACCAGGGGCCAUAUUCUGCCCAGCAAGGGUCCUAUUCUACCCGCCAAGAGACACAUUCUAGCCGCCAGGGGCCACAUUCUACCCACCAUGGACCACCAGCUGUAGCAUCCUUUAGUAUAAAUGGGUUGAACCUGUAUCUUUCAACAGGAUGCAUUGAGGAUCAGACAACUACAAUCAUUGUAAACUCGAUCUCUGAAAGUCUGGAUCUUUCUUUGGGACAGUUAUCUAAAGCAAUAUUGAACAAGGCUGGUUAUGAAAUGCAGAAACACAUUAAUCAAUUUAAAUCUAAGCAAAAUCACUCUGUGAUCACUACAUCUGGCUAUAGAUUGCUGAGUAGCUAUGUGUACCAUGUCAUCCUACGAAGCUAUGAUAUAUACUACUCAAAGCAGGUAAGUUACUUGUUUUUUUUUAUUUCAUAUACACUCCCCGUACUCCCUGUAUACGCUGACUGUACUCCCUGUAUACACUCCCCGGACUCCCUGUAUACACUCCCAGGACUCCCUGUAUACACUCCCAGGACUCCCUGUAUACACUCCCAGGACUCCCUGUAUACACUCCCAGAACUCCCUGUAUACACUCCCAGGACUCCCUGUGUACACUCCCAGGACUCCCUGUGUACACUCCCAGGACUCCCUGUGUACACUCCAUGUACUCCCUGUAUAUGCUCUCCGUACUCGUAUAUGCUCCAUGCCAUGACUGAAAUGACUGAAGUGAUUUAUAAAUGUUUGUUCAUGGCACAAUCUGACAAUCACCCGUCCAUCUCAUUCCCCUGCCUGGGAAUCGGGGCCCUGGGAUUUCCCAAAGAGACUGUGGCUGAAACCAUGACAAAAACCAUUGUCAACUUCGCACGGGAAGCUGAACGCCGACUGGACGUCUGUAUUGUCAUUCACCCCAGUGACAUUUCUAUUUUAAAGAUUUUCGAGAAUCAAUUUAAACGCCUUCAAGUCUCAUUGACCAGGAAGAGCCCGAUGCUCACAGGAGACCAGACAGCAGGGUCUGGAAUGACAGCAGAAGAAACAUGUUUUGUUAUCACUGGACUCAGUCAUGAGGACGUUAAAGAUGCAAAGUUUUGGCUUAUGAACACGAUGCAGGACUCCGAGGCCGUAUGGAUUAAAGAUAACCAUUUACUGCUCUGUGGGAAGCGGGAGCACGAUAUGUUUAGUGAGCUGUCUGGAGUUGAGAUCACUGAGAACCUGCAGGAUGAAACGGCCUCGCUGAAGAUUAGUGGACGCUCGGAGGAGACAAUAAGGGCAGCGGUUCUGGUGGAACGGACUCUAAUAAAGGUUCAGGAGGAAUGUGCUCUAAGGAUGGAAGAGGAGCUUUUCCAGAGCGCAGUGCAGUGGUUCUUCAAGAAGAGGAAUCAGAAAUACCCAUACCCAGCGAGAGCCAACGUACAAAUCGAGAAAGCGUUUCUGUCUAAAAGGGGCCAGCUUGAAGUUCAGGAACCCUUACAUCAGGUGGAUCUACAAUCUAUGUCAGCAGCAUCUUCAGAGGACAUGUUUCAACUCCACAGAGAGAACUUUUUUACACGUGAUUACUUGAAGGAUGUUGGGAGCUCCCACAAUGCACUGUUUCUGGUUACCGAUGUGAUCCAAGAAAGCCAGGAAUUUAUCGACAGGAAGAGAGAGUUUGACAAAGCGAACCUCACUAUUGUCCAGAUGGAAAAAAUACAGAAUAAAUUCUUGGCAGCGAUUUACCAAUCUAAAAAGGCUGUGGUGCAGGCAAAGGGGGCAUCACAGCCCCUUCACAGACUGUACCAGCGAGUCCCGGGCAAAUACCGCAAGCUGAUCUGUCGUACUGGCUUCCACAGACUGUAUUCAUCUGGAGAGGAUUGCAACUACGGAGCAGGGAUUUAUUUCAAGAAAAACCUUACAGACAUAACGAAAGGAAAACCCAAACCCCGAGAGGCCGACCGUCUGGUGUAUAUUUUCCAGGCAGAAGUCGUGACGGGCAGAUUUACCAUGGGUAACCGGUCUUACAUCCUGCCUCCACCUGUGGGUUCGGAUGAUCUCGAAUUGUACGACAGCGUGGUGAAUUCAGUAUCCAAUCCUGAAACCUUCGUCAUUUUCGACAGUCACUGUGCCCUGCCACAGUAUCUGUUUACCUGUAAAUGGAAAAACCCUCAGGGUUCAUAACCUCUCGGACCAUCCUCGCUGGAGAGCCCAAAUUAAAUGACGCUUUACAAGGUUGGAGAAAAUUAAAGAAAGGAAAAAAAAAAAGUAACCACAAAACAUGCAAGCUGACGCACGGCUGUGUUCUCUAUGCAAAGUGUAGCCGCUUCUCAUAACCGUUGUCUCAUGGCUACUUAUCUGGUGAAUCGUCCUUGUCAGGUAACGCGAUGGAUAUAUAGGUGUCUGAUCGUUCCUCUGUUUUGGACAGACAGCUGCAGUGUGCCUUUUCAGGAUAUAUCUUAUUAAAUUGAAUCAUUCAUUUGUGGACUUCGAGAUAGCAGCGUGGGGAAUUUGGGCAUCUGGCUCCCAUCAUGGCGGACUAAGGAGCAUCAUAGUAUUGGGGCAAGGUGGAGGAAUUAGGAGACAGUUCUCAUUCAGCGUAUAAUUUUCUCCAGCACACACUGACCUUACAGACAGCACUGCAAGAGUUAGCUAAUAUACCUAGUUUGCAUGGC
Pelobates fuscus (common spadefoot toad) is the source of this 3442-nucleotide messenger RNA. RefSeq names its product poly(ADP-ribose) polymerase family member 9 (gene PARP9). The record is from RefSeq and is a predicted model, not a curated record. Bases 30 to 2951 code for a protein of 973 amino acids. Gene Ontology annotation, biological process: negative regulation of gene expression; positive regulation of type II interferon-mediated signaling pathway; protein poly-ADP-ribosylation. Gene Ontology annotation, molecular function: NAD+-protein mono-ADP-ribosyltransferase activity; transcription corepressor activity; NAD+ poly-ADP-ribosyltransferase activity. The transcript is spliced from 9 exons. Gene Ontology annotation, cellular component: nucleus; cytoplasm. NCBI's taxonomy places the organism in Eukaryota, Metazoa, Chordata, Amphibia, Anura, Pelobatidae.